AACCUGCUGGAAGUACAGGUGCUCGUCAGCAGCCAUGCCCGGGAGCAGGAGGGCCCGCGAAGCUGCCAACCCCCCAGUGGCGGGUGGGAUUGAGUCGGUGACAGAAAAGAUCUUACGGGAGGCCCAUUCGCUUUAUGUGCAUCCGGGUCAUGGUCUGGUGUCUAUCGGGGCUCGGCUGGGACUGACCCUGCUUCCACCACGCCGCAAAGUGACCGUCAUGGUGAUGGGCAACCACAGUGCUGGCAAGAGCAGCUUCAUUAACUGGUAUGUGGAGGAGCACAUCCAACGAACCGGUGUGGCUAUUGAAACUCAGGGUUUCACCUUCAUCACCAGUGGAAGGAAGCGGGAAUCUCUUACGGGUAAUGCUACACUUCAUCUGUACCCCCAUUUCCAGGCUUUACAGAACUUCAAAGGGGUGCCAGAGUACUUGAGCACUGAGAUCUGUACCUCCAAACAUAAGCAGUUCCCCCUGGUUACCUUCCUUGAUACACCAGGCUUGGUGGAUGGUGAUAUGAAAUACCCAUUUGAUGUGGAAGCAGCCCUCAUCUGGUUCGGUCAGCUUUGUGACCUCAUCCUGGUCUUCUUUGAUCCCAUGGGACAGGCACUUUGCAAACGCACCCUCAAUAUUGUGGAGAAGCUCAAUGAGGAACAUGGUGACAAGCUACAUUUUUACCUCAGCAAGGCUGACGAGGCUGGCGCUGAGGGUGACAGACAGAGGGUGCUGAUGCAGAUUGUUCAGGAACUUUGUAAGCGUCCAGGCCUGAAUAAGUGUGGGUUUGAUAUGCCCACAAUCUACAUCCCUAGCUCCAAUAAGCCAAGCCGGUGUGUAAAUCAGAUUGAGGAGAUCUGCCGAACCAUUGAAAAGACAAUCAGCCAAACUGUCCAGCACAUUCUCAAUGCCCUGGAGCGGGACUGUCACCUCAUCUGUGAGGCUACACAGCAGCUGCUACAGGAUGACAGUGAGGCCAGAAGCAGCAACAUCCGUGCGCUGUUCCGAGGAACGCUGUUAGGGCUAUUUGGCUGCCUGCUACCCAUCUUUCUCCUUCUGACCUUGCUGUUUGGCACAUCCUUUGCUCGCCAGCUGUGGUCUCUGCUUUUGGGAGAGGAACAAAACGAAGCAUUACAGCUUUAUGUGAGCCCUCUUGCUACAGUCUGGAGUCUUGUCCCUGAAGAACAGACCUUAACAGUAUUCUUUGGCCUUCUCUGCCUCUCAGCUCUCCUCCUGCUCUUGGCCAGUUACACUCUGAGGAUGAAGCCUACCCUUUCUAAAAAGCAGAAGAGACAGCUGGAAGAUCGAAGAAACUAUGUGUUGGACGUGGUGCUGGAAAAAAAGCGACAACUCUAUGAGGAAUAUCUUCAUCAGAGCAUUGGUGAACAAGACCUCAGCUGAGACUUCUUCCCCAGUGUAUGCUGAGAUACCACCAAUCCCCCACCCCUGUGCCAUACAGAAAUCCUUCCCUUCUGAGUUGCUUGGGAAAAGAAUGUGUCAUACAACUGUGAACCUUCAAAGGGGCCAGUGUGAUGCCUUCCACCCCAGUGUUCCCACAUAGAUCAACUCCUUGUAUUUGAUCAGAUAGUGAUGGCAUCCUGUGAUCUUUUGAACAGUGACUAACAUGUAAUGCACUAUGUCUAACAUGACAGUGAUGUACUUCUUCAGUUCCUGCUAUCCUCGCAUCUAGUUCAACAGUGCCUCUACCCUCAGGAAGGUGCAACAGCAACCUUUCCUUUAUCUUCUUUGCAUUCAGGUCAACUGUGCUACUUACAAUUUCCUAAAUGAUUGUACAUCCAUACCUCUUGAAUAAUACACAACUGUUGUGGGCCUGUAGUGACUGUUAUUAGUGACAUUCAUAAGGGGCAAGCUUUUUCCCCCAGUAAGAUGGUGUCUUCGUGACCCAGCUUCAUGGCCCACAUGUCCCCUUUUUGGCUGUAGUACCAUCUCUGUGUCAAUGUGUACCCCCCCAUUCAGUCUCUGUCUGGUCAGUGUAUACAUUAUUAGUUCCUGAUUGCUAGGCCUUGGCCCAACUAAUGGGACAAGUCCUGUUAAUGAGGAUGUGUUUGUGUUAAAUGUAAACUUUGAUGUUUUUACCAUUUGAAGGACAUACCUCAUAACUCAGCCUCUGCAUUAGAGUAGUAGAUCUUUUGUCUCACAAUAAUAAGUGCCUUCUAGGGACACCAGUUCUUCCAUGAAGCAUGGAGGCAUCUUUGUAAAUACCACUGUCCCUUCCUCUGUUCUUACCUACACUGUGAAAUCCCCCCCAUUUCCACUUAUGAUCUGGUAUAAGCUAGCAUCUACAGUAUUGUUACAUGCUGGGAGACACAUCCCUUCCCCUUCCUCCAGCACCAGGAAGUAAUUUAUACUGGAAGGAAAUGCAACUUAUUUGCAUUCUUUGAUUUGUAUUUAUAUUCAUAGAUUUCAUCUCUGUGCCUCAGAGAUGACCAAGAUGGUACCCAGCAAUGAUACUCAGUAUAUUUCAUGUACUUUGCCUACUGAGAUAACUGACUAGUAACAGUAAUAGUUACUGUAGCUCAUACUCUGAGGUGCUUUUAGAAGCUAUUUGUAAUCCAGGGGUGAGGAGGUCAUGCCCUCCAGCUCCUACAACUCUUGAUAUCUCUGGCCAUAUUAAUUAUGGCUGAUAAAAGUCAUAGUCCAGUAAGGAAAAUUGGAAGCCUCAAGUUUUCUCACUUACUCAAAUCCUUUGCCUUAAAGAAAGGUUUGAUUAAUUUGUAGUCUAUAAUCACAAGGUGAGGUAGGCUUCAUUUGAGCUUCUUUUUUAAUUAAAGCCCUCAUAGCUUGAAAAAGGUUUGCUUAGCCUAUUGGAUUAUAGCUCCAAUUUCCAAACCUGAUUGCACUGGAAAUAGUUUACCAGAGGAUGCAAGUGUUUUGUUUACACCAAGAAUGGGGACACUUUGGCUCUCCAGAUGUUGGUUAUGAUGGCUGGUACUGAUGGUAGCUGUAAAUCCAAAUGCCUGGUAGACCAAAGGUCCCCUGACCCUGCUUUACACCAGUUCCCAACAGCUCAUAUUAACAAGAAAUAAGGUCAGUGACAACAAAUGAUGCCUAUUAAAACCACUGGCUUUAAGGUUAACAGAUUGCUGUUUUGUGAAAGCGAGAGAGCUAAAACUAAAACAUGAUGCACUGUUACUUAGCCCAAUUAAUUUUGGAGCUCUUUAUGUUGGUUGGUCUACAUGACUGCCUAAGUGAUGAAUGGGAGAAUGGCCUACUUCUAGUAGUUAUUUUAUUUCUUAAUAUAUGGUCCUUACUGUAGCUGUGACAGAACAGGCCUGAUAAGGUCUCUAUUUCUACACUAUGCGCCAGCAAGUGCUGCCAGGAAUUUGGGGUGGAAUAUUUAAUAAAAGCUCAUUGUAGAAA
Molecule: messenger RNA, 3370 nt
Organism: Pogona vitticeps (central bearded dragon)
Lineage: Eukaryota; Metazoa; Chordata; Lepidosauria; Squamata; Agamidae
Source: RefSeq, a predicted model, not a curated record